GCUGGAUGGGAGGGGGUGCCGUACGGAGUGGUCCUCACCCCCCUCGCUCUCGGAUGCUGCGGCCGAGCUCCUCCUCCUCCUCCUCCUAAGAUGUCGCAGGAGCUGCUCCGCUCUCCGCGGCGGUGCGUCUCUCUCCUCCGCGUGUUUAUCCCCCGGAGACCGUAGAGUCCGGCCGCGCCAGCCGGGAGCAGUGCACCCUGUCCGGUCACACGGACCGGCCCGCUCCCUUCCUCACAGCGGAGACCACCGCAGAUCUCCACCGAGCCUCCACCAGGUGACGGCGCCGGAGCGGAAUAUUCAUCAGCACCGCCGCCGUCGUCGUCUUUCAUCCUUCCGCUCCUCCGGACUCCAGGAGACGGGAGCUGCCGCAUCCCCGCAUCCGCCUCCCUCACCCCGCACCCUCUCCCCCGCUCCCCCACCCCCUGCUGGAUCCUGCCAUCCGGUUCGGGACGUUCUCCGCUCCACGCACACGCAGAUUAACGGGGAUUCUGCCUCCCCGCCCGCGCACUGAUGCUGAUGUCCUUGAGCUCGGCCUGCAUGGUCCUGGAGCUGCAGCUGCAGUAGCUGCCUCUGAACUGGGCCUGCCUCCUGCUUCUGAGUGAUCAGCAACCUUCGCCCCUCUCUCCAUCUGUCCAUCUCCUCUUCAUCUCAGGCCCGCCGCCCGCUGCCCGCCCAUGGACCGGCCGUGACCCUGGAGGGAGGGGGACCGACUCAAGGAAAAAGUGGAGUCACAGAGGAGACGAAGGAAAAGAAAGCUGGACUCAUUCAGACGUCACGCUUCUGAAGUGGUCCUGCUUCACCCUCCUCACCCUGCUCCCCCGCCCCCCGGUAUGGAGACCUAGAGGAGCAGUAGGAGGUCAGGCCGAGACGAGAGGAGAAACAUUAAAGCAGCCGUUCAUCGAGAGUCAAAGAGGAGUGGCGCUUCAGAAACACGUCCAGAUAAAAGAGCGCAUGAACACGCCGUCAGCCGGACCACGGAGGAGGACCAGAACGCCGACGUAAGCCUUCCUGACAUGUCAACAACAGCAACCAUGGGCGAGAUGGCCAACAGCGCUGUGGAGUUUUACCCCAAAGGGACUCGAGGCCGGGCCGGAGGAGGACGGGCAGACGGCAGCCUCGCAGGGGGGGACUUUGGGGUCACGGUGCAGGAGCUGAGGGAGCUGAUGGAGCUCCGAGGUUCAGAAGCUCUACAGAAGAUCCAAGAUGGCUACGGAGACACCGAGGGCCUCUGCCAGAGACUACAGUCCAGCACCACCGACGGUCUCAGCUGUGACCCGGCAGACCUGGAGCGUCGACGCCAGACUUUUGGCUGCAACUUCAUUCCCCCGAAGAAGCCCAAGACCUUCCUGGAACUGGUGUGGGAGGCCCUGCAGGACGUCACCCUCAUCAUCCUGGAGGCUGCUGCCAUCAUCUCACUUGGUCUCUCCUUCUAUCAGCCACCUGGGAAGGAAAGUGAAUUGUGUGGAGAUGUGAGCGGGGGAGCGGAGGACGAAGGGGAAGCUGAUGCUGGCUGGAUUGAGGGUGCCGCCAUCUUGUUGUCCGUUGUGUGUGUCGUCCUGGUGACGGCGUUCAACGACUGGUCCAAAGAAAAGCAGUUCCGGGGUCUACAGAGUCGGAUUGAGCAGGAGCAGAAGUUCACCGUGGUGCGGAAAGGAAACGUCAUCCAGAUCCCGGUGGCCGACAUGGUGGUGGGGGACAUGGCGCAGGUCAAAUACGGUGACCUGCUGCCAGCUGAUGGCAUCCUGGUCCAAGGCAACGACCUGAAGAUCGACGAGAGCUCGCUGACCGGAGAGUCUGACCACGUACGCAAGUCUGUAGACAAGGACCCCAUGCUGCUCUCAGGAACUCAUGUGAUGGAGGGCUCAGGCAGGAUGCUGGUGACCGCCGUCGGCGUCAACUCUCAGACGGGCAUCAUCUUCACUCUACUUGGUGCAGGAGAGAUGGAGGAGGAGGGAAAAGAGAAGAAAGAGGACAGUACUCAGUUGGUCAUCUCUUCAGAUGCCAGCAACAGCACAGUCACCAAUGGAAAACAAGCUGACGGAGCAGUGGAGAACAAUCAGAAUAAAGCCAAGAAGCAGGAUGGGGGUGUUGCCAUGGAGAUGCAACCCCUGAAGAGUGCAGAGGGAGGAGAGGUGGAGGACCGAGAGAAGAAGAAGACCAGCGUUCCAAAGAAAGAGAAAAGCGUGUUGCAGGGCAAGCUCACCAAACUGGCCGUUCAGAUAGGCAAAGCAGGUUUGGUGAUGUCGGCCAUCACCGUCAUCAUUCUUGUGCUGUACUUCGUCAUCAACACGUUUGUUGUUAAAGGACACGUGUGGCUGCCCGAGUGCACUCCCAUUUACAUCCAGUACUUCGUCAAGUUCUUCAUCAUUGGAGUCACGGUGCUGGUGGUGGCGGUCCCGGAGGGCUUACCGCUCGCCGUCACCAUCUCUCUGGCUUAUUCCGUCAAGAAAAUGAUGAAGGACAACAACCUGGUUCGACAUCUGGAUGCGUGUGAGACGAUGGGCAACGCCACGGCCAUCUGCUCCGACAAGACCGGCACCCUCACCACCAACCGCAUGACGGUGGUGCAGGCGUACAUAGGUGAAGUGCACCACCGUGUGAUCCCCGACCCCGGACAGCUCAACACUCGGACUUUGGACCUGCUAGUCAACGCCAUCUCCAUCAACAGCGCCUACACCUCCAAGAUCUUACCGCCGGAUGUGGAGGGGGGUCUCGCCAAGCAGGUGGGCAACAAAACCGAGUGCGGCCUGCUGGGAUUCGUUUUAGACCUUCAGCGAGACUAUGCCCCUGUGAGAGAGCAGAUCCCAGAGGAGAAGCUGUACAAGGUGUAUACAUUCAACUCAGUGCGCAAGUCUAUGAGUACGGUCAUCAAACUUCCUGAUGGUUCCUUCCGUCUCUACAGCAAAGGAGCCUCUGAGAUCAUGCUGAAGAAGUGUUCCUACCUUCUAGAUGCCAAUGGAGAACCUCGCAGCUUCCGUCCACGAGACAGAGACGAGAUGGUCAAACAGGUGAUUGAGCCAAUGGCGUGUGAGGGUCUGAGGACCAUCUGCAUCGCUUACCGGGAUCUGUCACCGAAUCCAGAACCUGAAUGGGACAACGAGGCAGAAAUAGUGACGGAGUUGACCUGCAUCACCGUGGUUGGAAUAGAAGACCCCGUCCGACCCGAGGUGCCUGAGGCCAUCCGGAAGUGUCAGCGUGCAGGCAUCACCGUGCGGAUGGUAACUGGUGACAACAUAAACACAGCCCGGGCCAUAGCUGCCAAAUGUGGCAUCAUCCACCCUGGAGAUGACUUCAUCUGUCUGGAGGGCAAAGAGUUCAACCGACGAAUCAGGAACGAGAAAGGGGAGAUCGAACAGGAACGCAUCGACAAAAUCUGGCCCAAGCUGCGCGUGCUGGCUCGGUCCUCACCAACGGACAAGCACACACUGGUCAAAGGCAUCAUUGACAGCAGCGUCGUAGAACAGAGGCAGGUUGUCGCGGUAACGGGAGACGGGACUAAUGACGGGCCAGCUUUGAAGAAGGCUGAUGUUGGCUUCGCCAUGGGCAUCGCAGGGACAGACGUGGCCAAAGAGGCGUCCGACAUCAUCCUGACUGAUGACAACUUCAGCAGCAUUGUCAAGGCGGUGAUGUGGGGACGAAACGUCUACGAUAGCAUCUCCAAGUUCCUGCAGUUCCAGCUCACCGUCAACGUAGUGGCUGUCAUCGUGGCCUUCACCGGAGCCUGCAUCACUCAGGACUCUCCUCUGAAGGCGGUGCAGAUGCUUUGGGUCAACCUGAUCAUGGACACGUUUGCGUCUCUGGCCCUGGCCACCGAGCCCCCCACCGAAGCGCUGCUGUUACGAAAGCCCUACGGUCGGAACAACCCGCUCAUCUCGCUGACUAUGAUGAAGAACAUCCUGGGUCAUGGAGUCUACCAGCUGGUCAUCAUCUUCACUCUGCUGUUCAUAGGCGAGCGCAUGUUUAACAUCGACAGCGGCCGCAACGCGCCUCUCCACUCGCCACCCUCUGAGCACUACACCAUCAUCUUCAACACCUUCGUCCUCAUGCAGCUUUUCAACGAGAUCAACGCUCGCAAGAUCCACGGGGAGAGGAACGUCUUUGACGGCAUCUUCUCUAAUCCCAUCUUCUGCUCCAUCGUUCUGGGGACCUUCGCCGUGCAGAUUGUGAUCGUGCAGUGGGGAGGGAAGCCCUUCAGCUGCGCCCCUCUCAACAUGGAGCAGUGGCUCUGGUGUCUGUUCGUGGGAGUGGGAGAGCUUCUCUGGGGGCAGGUGAUCGCCACCGUGCCGACGGAGCGACUACCGUGUUUGAAGGAGGCGGGGCUUGGCCUGGAGCCCGGGGAGGAGGAAGGAGAGGAGCUGGCGGAGGAUGAGGAGGAGAUCGACUGCGCUGAGAGAGAGCUCCGCCGUGGACAGAUCCUCUGGUUCAGAGGCCUGAACCGGAUCCAGACCCAGAUGCGGGUGGUGAAAGCGUUCCGUAGUUCGCUCUACGACGGCUGCGAGAAACCAGAAUCCCGCAACUCCAUCCACAACUUCAUGGCCCACCCAGAGUUCCUCAUCAACGACCUCAUCCACAACAUCCCGCUGAUCGACGACACCGACGUGGAUGACGAAUCAGAGCUCAGCAGAUACCAGCACCUUCACCCUGCCCUCCGCAAGCCGCCGCCUCCUCCUGCCCAGCCCCCCGCCCGCAUCCGGCCCACCCGUCCGUACCGCCAGUACAGCCUCCCGGUGACACCGUGCAACAGAAACAACAACAACAACAGCAGCAGCAGCGACUCCACGGUUACCCACGGUAACAGACUCAGAGUCACCAAAGUCCUCCCUGCAACCCGGAGCCGCCAUCACAACCAGCCCGCUAGACUCUGUGCUCCUCACCCGCCACAUCUCUUCUGUGUGGAGACCUCCUUAUGACUGGUGGAGACAAGGGGGAGGGAGGGAGGGAGGGAGGAGGACUGAUGAUGACAUUUUCCUCCAGCCUACCUCACGAUGAGCUCACAGCAGGGAGCGCGGGACGAGGGAGAGGACAAUGACCGGAGACGUCUCGUCUGCUCACAGGUCCUGGAGAACAACUUCUACUUCCUUCAUCCCUCCCCUCUCCUCAUCCACCUGGCUCCGCCCAUCCUUACCUGUCACACUCGCUGUCGCUGUUCUGAGUUAAAGUCCGGGGGGGGGGACUUGCAUCAUCAUUACUGCCACGACCACCGUCACACACCUGACUCCAGACUUUCUCAUUCCCAUCUGUGUGUGUGUGUGUGUGUGUGUUAGGACAUAGGAAAGACUGCGGUGGGGCAUCGCCCAUGUUCACCAAGCUCCAUCAGUCCCCAAAUGCCACCCCACCUCCACGUGACCUUUGACCUGUUAUGACAGGAGUGUGUGGGAUGUCUCGUUGUCUUCUCUCUUGCUGGUCCUCCCUCUUGUCGACGUGUGUGUGUGUGUGUGUGUGUGUGUGAGGGAGAGAGGGGGCUUCUUUCUUUUUGGAGGAAAGCUGAACGCAGGAGCAUUAACCCUUUAAGCGCCAUCAGACACACACGAUGCACAGGCGACGGCCCUUUAAGGCGAACUCGUUUAGCUUCACGCCGCUGGGUCGCCUCCACCUCGAAGAGAUGUGAUGUUUAGUUUGAUCUGUUGGAUGUUAAACCUCAGCCGUCAUCAGUCUGUGGCUCAGGAGCGAGCCCGUGUCCCGCCCUCAUCGUGACGUGUCGUUACGGGUCGAUCCUGAAGGUUGGAGGAGGACAGCGCCGCCCUGGAGCCUCUGGAUCAGUGCCGGGCCCUAACGCUUGAUCACAAGCCUUUACUAGACGUAAAACAGUGCACUGGUGACUAAAGCCGUCUUACGUGUAGUCAGCUCUGACGUACCUGGGAGCGUCAGCGGUGAGCUGUUGGUGUUGCCGAGGGUGGAACGAGGCACGAGCAGGACUCAUGACCUUCGCACAAAAACCCAGGAGCCCGGCGUGACCUGACCCACCAGACCCCAGGGUCUCUGCAGAACGCUGUACGCACCUGGCGUAGGUUAAUGUUCUCAUGUUAGCUGGGGGUUGUUGUGAUCUGGAGGCUAAAACACGAAUUUGGGAUCGCCGGUUCUCCUCCAACUUUCCUCACGGAAGCAUCCCAUCUGCUAAAACGUGGCUCCAAGAUCCUUCUGCUCCAGAAGCCUGGGCCCUAAAGGGCUCUGCUUGUUAGUCCUCACACGGCUGCUCAUGGGUCCAGCUGUCCCAACAUUCCCAUGGAUCAUACAUUCCAAACCACAUUCCAGACCAGGACUGAGCCCCCAUCUCUCAUCUGUAACCCUCGUUGCACUAGGUGUGGGAAACCACUGAUGUCAUUUUGCCUCAGAACGCGACAUCCCCCCCCCUCAGCGAGUCUCACACCUGUCCUAGUCGUGUUUCAGGUCGGUAGGGCUCUCUGGGAUCACCCUCACCUGUACAGAACUCUUGUCUUCUCGGACGCUCUUCGUCUUCAUCAUCAUCGCCAUCGUCGCCUGACUCGUCGGCGCAGCGGGGGGGUGACCCUGUAUCAGUCUGCAUGCAUUUGGUAUCAUUAAUGUCACUCUUUAUGUGUUGGUAAAUCAUUUAGGCAACUGUCACUUCUGUGUGCUGUUCUCUCUCCACACCUGCUUCCUUCCUCUUUAUCUCACACACACACCUGGAAUAAAACCCUGCUCUAGUUUAUCUGAGACGCACCGACCCAACAGACAUCUGCCCGUCCAGCCACGUUAGGUCGUGACAGCUUCACAGGAGAACCACGGUGUGAAAAGAACAUCAGAAUGAUCACGUGUCCAACUGCACCACAGCUGUACAGACCGCCCAGGUGUGCGUCUCAUUUACAGGUGCGAUGCUCCUGCUCCACAUGUUUGCUUUUGUAAAGAGGGGGACAACAAAACGGAGGCGCUUGUAUAUUAUGAUUUUCUCCAGCACAGGUGGAGAAACAGUUGCACAUUCUCCUGAGCAGGGCUGUGUUUUCUGUCCUCCCAACAGCCGAGGAGUCGUUUUGAUGUGGGGGGGUGACGCAGAGCUAGAGAACGCAGAAGUGCAGCGCGUCAUCACACCGCUGUUUAGGCUGCUCUUGUAGAUCUGCCACCAGACCUUACUGCCAUGCUGGGAGGGGCACUAAUCACCCAUCAUACACACCGCUGUAAAUAUGCAUGGCACCCCCCCAUAGCCAGCUGUUCCUGCAGACAGAAAACACAGCCUCAGCUCCUCGGCUGUGCUAAAAUACUUUUAAAAGACCAAAAAAAGUAAAAAAGAAGCAAAAGUAAAGAAAACAUAAAGACUAUAUUAAAGAGUUACCUGCCUGUUAUUUAAGCCCAUAAAUACCUAUAUAUGAGGAAGAACACACCUGUAUACUGUAGACUAAAUCUGUACUGAAAUCUAAGAGAAUUUAAUGGGAAAUAAGUCCAACACCUUUUGUCUGUAUGAAAGAAAAUACUUCUAAAUAUUCUACAAUAAUAACUUUGACAAAGUC
Nothobranchius furzeri (turquoise killifish) is the source of this 7460-nucleotide messenger RNA. Lineage: Eukaryota; Metazoa; Chordata; Actinopteri; Cyprinodontiformes; Nothobranchiidae. The record is from RefSeq and is a predicted model, not a curated record.